AUGCCUUCCAUUGUCGAUUCACACGAAGCUGCUAACGGUACAUCAAUUGGAGUUUCCAAUGGCCACACCAAUGGCGGCUUCAACGCCCAUUCCAAUAAAACCGAGGAGCCAACCCGACCGGAUCGGACCCCCAAUGGUGUAACUUCCUGUCAGAGCAAAACUCCAUACUCUGCAGCAAUUGCCAUAAUAGGUGUUUCUGGAAGAUUCCCUGGCGAUGGUACAACGCCGCGAAAACUUUGGGAUCUGCUUCGGGAUGGGAAAAAUGCUCUAGGCGAAGUGCCAGAAUCCCGGUUCAAUGCAAAAGGGUUUUAUCACCCAGAUGGCGGAAGAGCAGGGUCCAUGAACACUCAAGGAGGUUAUUUCCUGAAACAGGACGUCGAUAGGUUCGACGCCGGGUUCUUUUCCAUCACCCCAGAAGAGGCAAAAGGCAUGGAUCCGGUCCAACGGAUUCUUCUGGAACUAGCAUACGAAGGUCUUGAAAAUGCUGGUUUGAAGAUGGAUCAUAUAGCAGACCAGAACAUGUCCUGUUUCGUGGGAGCAUGCCAGCACGACUACUGGGACAUGCAAGCAUAUGACAUGGAUAGUAGCCCAAAAUACACCGCCACUGGUACAGGGCCAGCAUUGCUCUCAAAUCGAAUUUCAUGGUUCUUCAACCUGAAGGGUCCAAGUGUCACGAUUGACACAGCUUGUUCAUCCUCAAUGACUGCACUUCAUCUCGCAAGUCAGAGCAUCCGCAAUGGCGAGUGCGACUCGGCAUUGGUUGGAAGUCUAGGGUUGCAUCUACUUCCGAACUUCGGUGUUUUCAUGUCCUCCAUGUCAUUCCUUAGUCCAGACAAUAAAUGCCACUCCUUUGAUGCCCAAGCAAAUGGGUAUGCACGGGCAGAAGGAGGUGGCUUUAUUGUGUUGAAGCGACUCGAUAAGGCUAUCCAAGAUGGCGAUACCGUCCGCGCCGUUAUCAGAGCAACAGGGAUCAACCAAGACGGUAGAACUAUGGGAAUCACGCAGCCCUCGGCUCAGCGACAAGAGGAAUUGAUUCGGUCAACAUAUGCUUCAGCUAGCCUGAAGUUUGAUGAUACCAACUAUUUCGAGGCGCAUGGCACUGGCACGAAGGUGGGUGAUCCCAUCGAAUGCUCGGUCAUUGGCUCCGUCUUUGGUCCAACGAGGCAGCAUCCCAUCCUCGUCGGCUCAGUAAAAUCCAAUAUAGGGCAUCUCGAAGGGGCGAGCGGGAUUGCCAGCAUUAUAAAGACUAUCUACAGUCUUGAGAGCGGCUUGAUCCCACCAACUCAUGGUUUACAAAAGGUGAACCCCAAGAUUCGCCUGCAGGACUGGAGGAUCGACAUUCCAACACAAACCACCAAUUGGCCUCUUGGGCUUAGGAGAGCGAGUAUAAACAGCUUCGGCUAUGGUGGGGCAAAUGCACACUGUGUACUUGAUGAUGCUUAUCACUUCUUCAAGAACCACGGACUUGCCGGCCAUCAUAACACCAGGGUUGAAGAGGACUUGACACUAAAUGGAUCCCACAAUGAGCUCACUAGUGUCCAGAAUGGUAUACCUAGAGCUAUUACGUUGGGCCAGGCAGCUAACGGCAGAGGCAGUCCAACACGGAUGUUCACUCUUUCAUCUCAUGAGCAGUCGGGUGUUGUUCGCCUUUGCCAAAGACUCCAGAGCUAUCUCGACGAUGUGGAAGGAAAGGUCGACAAUGAGGAGAUAUUCCUGCAUCGUCUGGCGUACACCCUAUCAGAGAAACGAUCGACUCUAUCCUGGAAAACAUACUGCCUGGCCUCGAGUAUGGAAGAUCUACGACAGGCUCUCUCUGCUGCGUCAAGAAGGGUUACACGAGCUUCGAAACAGCAUGCACUUACUUUUAUUUUUACUGGCCAGGGUGCCCAAUGGUUUGCAAUGGGACGAUAUCUAUCCCGAUACACGAUCUUCCAACAAUCCUUGAAUGCGUCAAACGCGUAUCUGAAAUCAUUUGGGAGUUCCUGGGAUCUGAUCGAAGAGUUGAAUCGCAGCGCCGACACAUCGAGAAUUGACAUCCCUGAGAUCAGUCAACCAGCUUGUACCGCCUUGCAACUCGCAAUAGUCGACCUUUUAACCUCAUUUAACAUACGCCCCAAGGUAGUCAUUGGUCACUCGAGUGGAGAGAUUGCAGCAGCCUAUGCGAAGGGCUCUUUGGACAAACAAGCUGCAAUGAAAGCUUCUUAUUUUAGGGGCCUUCUAACGAGCGGGAUCCCGAAAACAGGCUCAAUGGCCGCCGUUGGUUUGGACCCCGAACUUGCCAAACAAUACAUUACCCGAACAACCAUGGGAAAGGUUGUGGUAGCUUGUAUCAAUAGUCCCUCCAAUGUCACACUAUCGGGCGAUACGGAGGGUAUAGAUGAGGUCACAAAACUUAUACAAGCGGACGGAAUCUUUGCAAGAAAGCUUCGGGUAUCAACAGCAUAUCACUCCCAUCACAUGGAGGCAAUUGCAGAAGAGUAUCUUCGCUCGUUGGAAGAUAGUUGCCAGGCUAAGGAUGGCCUCCCGGAAGUUGUCAUGUACUCUUCAGUCACGGCCAAAGUAAUCGAGGGCAGUCAACUCGGUGCUGCAUACUGGGUAGCGAACUUGAUAAAGCCCGUCAACUUUUCUGGAGCCGUAACAGCAGCAAUGCAGACGGGAGCUUUAGGAAAACGAAAUAUCUCAGCCAAGAAGGGAAAUUCAGGCGUGAUGAUUGAGAUAGGCCCGCACGCUGCACUCCAGGGUCCUCUGAAACAGAUUAUGGGCAGCCUCGGUGCACAGGACUCCAGCUAUCGGUACUUGUCAGUAAUCAAACGUGGCGAGGACUCUGUCCAAACAUGUUUAGAGGUAGUUGGGGAAUUGCAGGUUCUUGGUCACGAGGUGAACCUUUCGCUGGCAAAUGGUUACCAAGAUACUGAGGUCGUCAUGUCUGCACUAACGGAUCUCCCUCCAUACGCGUGGAAUACAUCGAACAGCUUCUGGCAUGAAUCGGCUGCGCUCGCUGCGUACAAGAAAAGAGACCAUCCUAGGCUUGAGUUGCUAGGAGCAAGAGAUGAACGGUCAACCGAGUCUGAACCUUGCUGGCGUAACUAUUUACGGAUCUCGGAACAGCCGUGGAUUGAACAUCACCAGUUCCAAGGCACGAACAUCUAUCCCAUGGCUGGCAUGAUUGUCAUGGCAAUAGAGGCAAUGCGUCAAACUGAGACGCGACAGGAUGUUUCGGGCUAUCACAUACGUGAUGUCAAUAUUCGCAGUGCAGUAGUCGUGCCCAACGAUCAGACGGUUGAAACAAGAUUACAACUUUCGCCAUGGCGCACUGGAUGCCAUACAAUAACAUCGCAUUGGACCGAAUUUCAAGUAUCCAGUCGUAACGAGAGCGGUGCUUGGACGAUCAACUGUACAGGACUGAUUGCAAACUCGUACCGGGAGGAAGUGAACGCAGGCUUUGUCGACGAGGAGAGCGAGAGAAGAUCGCAACUCAAAGGACUAUACGACAGCAUCGUACAAGCUGACUUACCAACGCUUGAUUCUGCUGCCUUCUAUACCCAGAUGGAUAAGUCAGGUUUCAGUUUAGGGCCAGCAUUCAGAGGUGCCAAGAGGCUCAACAUACUCAACUCAAGUUCCCAUUUUACCAUGGAGGUUCCAGAUACACGAAAAUGGACACCCAGCAAGUUCCAACCACCUCACUUAAUCCAUCCUGCAGUUUUGGAUGUCUUCGUACACCUCUUGAUUUCUAGCACGGGAUAUGGGGACACAAUUAAAGCAAGAGUCCCUGUUUCCACUGCAUCGUUAUACGUUUCGGCAGACUUCGACUCCUCCGAAGGGACCGAGUAUUUCGGAUACAGCUCCUCCAGAAAUCAUGGCCAAUUCAACAUGAUGAGUGAUGUUGUAGCAUUUGGUAAUGACCUAGCCAAACCGAUGAUCAUCCUCCAGGGAUGCCAGACCGUACCUCUUCGUGGUGCGGCAACAGAUAGCAAAACCGAGAGUAAAGCUUCAAGCUUGAGCCGGGGACAUUCUCUCGGGCACGUCCCUUGUAUCCCGAUCAUGGCGCCUGACGUGGAGUUGGCAGAUGCUUCCCAGCUGGAAACACUCCUACGAGGCCCGGUCUCAACGCUACACGGAGAGAGUUCAUUGAUUAGCAAUGAAUUAUCGAAUUUGACUGAAUCUACCGAUAGUGACAUCGAGCAAGGGCAAGAAAAGACGUCUUCGCCCGACAAUGGCGCAGGUAUACCGCAGUCUGUUAAUCCAUUUCUGGAACGCUACGUGGCCUUAUUCGCACAUAAACACCCGGGUUUGGAUAUCCUUGAAUACAAUACUUCGACUGAAGGCCUGCUUGCGAACUUCUUGGCAUCCUUGCCGGUGGAAGCUAAGACAACCAAAUACGUGGGCUCUUACGUUCUCGUCAACCCAUUGGAGGAUAUGAAUAGCAUUGACUCUGUCCAACAGAAGAGUUCCAAUAUUCAUUCGCAUGGGUUUGUCGAGGGUUCGUACGACAUCGUGGUCUGGGACAAAAGUGUUGAACAUGGCGAUGACGGGAUUGAUUUGGAGCAUUGGAGAAAGCUCUUGAAACCCUGGGGAGUUUUGUUGGUAGUCGGGAUCUUGGGUAACUACACCGACGUAAUUUCCACUUACCACCCGUAUGAGACCAAAGAGCCAAAAGAGUCUCCCCGUGGCAAUGGCAUUGAUCAAAUGCUCCAAUCUGCAGGUUUCACGACGAAUAUCAACAUUUCGGACUCAUCCAGAGCAGCUGACUCGCCGUCAACCUUCAUUGUUGCACAACAGACGUCAAUCGUGGAACCUCCAGUCCGACAGGUCUUGAUAGCGACUCCGCAAAUACAAUCGCAAGAGCUGAGUGACUUGAUUACCCAAGUAGAGCAAACGUUGAGGAGCCUGAGCUACGAUGUUUUCACGGCGUCCUUAUCCGACAUGCCCGAACAGCCAUCACCGUACCUAUGCCUUGCGAUGCUCGAUUUCGAUGCAUCGUUUCUCGAAACUCUCAACGAGGACUUGUUUUCAAAAAUGCGUUCCUUGCUUCUCAAUGCGACAGGAACAUUGUGGCUGACUGUGGACGGGGUUUUUGAUGCCCACCACAAAUCCGGUCUUGCCGAUGGGCUUGGAAGGACCAUUAGAGCCGAGCACCCAGAAUUAUCUUUCGCCACACUUGGACUUGAUCCAAGAGCACCUCUUAUGACAGACUCGAAUAUGAGCAUCAUCGGCCGAAUCAUGGGAACACUCUCCCGUAAGAGUCUGGAGGAGUCGAUGGACUCAGAAUAUAUCUCUCGGGAAGGCAUUAUUUUCGUGGAACGUCUAGUUCCCCACCCAGAGCUCAAGACUCUGUUGGACUCGUCAAGAUCUGAAAGUCGUCUCCCAGCUGUCGAUAUUCCACUUCGGCGGGCUGGGAGAGAUCUCCAACUCUGCAUCCGAGAUGCUGGGUUACUGGACACCCUGGAGUAUGUCGGCGAAACGAACAUGUCCGGAACCUUAGCGGAUGAUCAUAUUGAGAUAGAGGUCAAAGCAGUGGGGUUGAAUUUCCGAGAUGUGAUGGUGGCUAUGGGCCAAAUGGAGGACUCGACUCUCGGCAUCGAAUGCGCCGGGGUGGUUUCUCAGGUCGGCGAUCGUGUUCGGAAAUUUAAGAUCGGCGACCGUGUCUUUGGCAUGCAUGCUGGCUGUUUCCAGACACGCAUACGAGCUGCGGGUGGAGUAGGGCAGGCUGCAAUCAAGCUUGCUCGUUACCUCGGAGCGGAUAUCUUCGCGACCGUCUCAUCCGAGAAGAAGAAGAAAUUCCUCAUGGAUGAGUAUGGGAUAGAUGAAACGCAUGUAUUCAACAGCCGUGACCAUUCCUUCGCCCAAGGUAUCCUACGUAUGACGGGCCAGACGGGUGUUGACGUUGUGCUCAACUCGUUGGCGGGAGAAGCGCUUCGAAAGACGUGGUUAUGUGUUGCACCUUUCGGUCGAUUUAUCGAGCUUGGAAAACGUGAUAUUUUGGAUAACACAGGCCUCGAGAUGCGGCCUUUUCUGCGGAAUAUUAACUUCGCUGGCCUUGAUAUUCUCGCACAAGUCACACAAUACCCAGACCGCUUCGAAAAGAUAGGAAAUCAGGUCGUUGAACUUACGCGGAAAGGUGCAAUAGCCCCUUUUAGGAACCUUUCCAUCUGUUCAUUUGGGGAUGCGGAAAAGGCCUUUCGGCUGAUGCAAAGUGGGAGCCACAUUGGCAAAAUUGUCCUGUGUCCAGGGCCUGAUGACAUAAUUCCGGUGGUUCCUGAAGGCCUUGAAACCUCUCGGCUGCCUGAAGGCAGCACAUACAUCCUUGUUGGUGGUCUUGGAGGUAUCGGCCAAUCCAUAUCAAGAAUGCUGUCAGGGAUGGGAGCCAGGAAUCUGGUGUUCUUGGCAAGAUCGGGGAGCUCCCGCUCAGAGUCUCAGCUUCUGAUAGAGAGCCUCCAGUCUCAGGGUACCUCUGCAACUACCAUUGCAUGUGAUGUCGCUGACAAGUCACAAUUACUGGCUGCAAUCAAUGAGGUGAAGCAACGUUUCCCACCUAUCAAGGGAGUAAUCCACUGUGCAAUGGAUCUGAGAGAUUCCACCUACAGCAACAUGUCGGCUACGGACUGGAAUCUAUCUCUCCGUCCGAAAGUACGGGCAACGCGAAACCUUCAUGAGGUCCUGCCUGCAGACCUGGAAUUCUUCGUUUGCUUGUCAUCAAUCGCAGGCAUCAUUGGAUCGCGAGGCCAGGGUAACUACAAUGCAGGCAAUACGUACCAAGAUGCGCUUAUGAAUCAUCGCGCAGCUGCAGGCUUGGCCGCGACUAGCAUUAAUCUUAGCUUGGUAGUCGGCAUUGGUGUUUCGACCGAGCGAAGUGAAGUUUUUCAACUAUUGAAAGACGGCGGGUUGCUGAGUAUGGACGAGACCGAUGUUCUCAGUAUAGUGAAAGCAGCAGUCUUAGGACGGACUCCCACGCAGGUGGCCAUGGGGCUCUCUACUGGUGGUCAGCUAGAAGAGAUGGGAGCUCCUGAUCCGUACUGGUUUGCGGAUUCCAGAUUUUCUGUUAUCCGUCAAUUAGAUCGGAAGGGUACCACCACCGACGGCACUCGCGGUGGACAAGAUUGGAAAGGAUUGCUCGCGGCGACUACGUCUAAGGAUGAAGUUUACGAACUUGUGCUGGCUCAGCUUCAAGAAGGUGUCGCAAGAAUCAUCAAGAUGGAUGUUGAAAAUAUGGACCCAAGGAAGUCGCUUCCAUCCCUUGGCAUUGACAGUCUUGUGGCUAUCGAGAUACGCACUUGGCUUUUGAAGGAGUUUGAAGCGGAUGUGUCAGUCUUCGACAUUGUAAGUAACGAUCCGAUGACUGGGCUCGUGAAGAAGGUCACUGCAAAGUCUGCCCUGCUUUCAUCAGCUAUUAUUUAA
Messenger RNA from Neoarthrinium moseri, 7395 nucleotides. RefSeq lists its product as uncharacterized. Bases 1 to 7395 code for a protein of 2464 amino acids. Gene Ontology annotation, molecular function: phosphopantetheine binding; oxidoreductase activity; 3-oxoacyl-[acyl-carrier-protein] synthase activity. The record is from RefSeq and is a predicted model, not a curated record. The transcript has 13 exons. Lineage: Eukaryota; Fungi; Ascomycota; Sordariomycetes; Amphisphaeriales; Apiosporaceae. Gene Ontology annotation, biological process: fatty acid biosynthetic process; secondary metabolite biosynthetic process.